AUGAAUCCUAAAGAAAAUAAAAGAGAUUUAUGGAAAGAAGUUGAUGGAAAUGAAUAUCAGGUACAUGUUACAAUUUCUACUAUUGGUUCAACUACCGAAUCAGCAGAAGAGAUAGAUGAUAGAAUAGUUUAUAUGGAAGAUUUAGAAAAAAGAAAACAAAUAUAUGGAAUAUGUGGGGAAUGUAAUGAACCUGGCACAGGAAAAAGAUGGUGUCAACCUUGUAAUGCUAAAAGAUUUAAGGAUAACUUUAAAAAUUGGACUAGUGGAAAUAAAGAUAUUGAUGAAUUUAUACAACAAUCACAACUUAAUGCUGUGUAUUUUAAAAAAUAUCUUGAAUGGAUACCUUUUGAAAAAUUUAAAGAUAUUACUUAUAUUACCAGAGGUGGAUUUGGUAAAAUUUAUUCAGCAAAAUGGCCUGAAGGAUAUAUUGAAUCUUGGGAUAUUAAAAAUCAAAAAUGGGAAAGAUGUAGCAUAAAAAUUAAAUCUCAUCUUCAGGUUUAUCUUCUUGAUGUUAUUCGAUGUUAUGGAAUAACUCAAGAUCCAAAUACCAAGGAUUAUAUGAUGAUUUUAACAUAUUGUAAAGAUGGAAAUUUGAGAAAUUACUAUCUCAAUAAUAAAUCAAGUUAUUAUUCAAAAAUUGAUAAAUUACGACAAAUUGCAAGAGGACUUCUAGAUAUUCAUAAUGCUGGAAAAGUUCAUAAAGAUUUUCAUUCAGGCAAUAUAUUACAUAAUGUUUCAUAUCCACUUAUAAGUGAUUUAGGAAUGUGCCAACCAGCAAAUAAUGAAAAGCAAUCAGUUAAACAAGAAGGAAUUUAUGGAGUAUUACCUUAUAUGGCACCAGAAGUUUUACGUGGAUAUCAAUAUACAAAGGCAUCUGAUAUUUAUUCAUUUGGAAUAAUGAUGAAUGAAUAUAUAUAUGAAGAAACUCCUUAUAAUAAUAUUCCUCAUAAUCAUGCUUUAUCUAUUAAAAUAUGUAAAGGACUUAGGCCAAAUAGUUUUAAAUAUACACCAAAAUUACUUGCAGAUUUGAUUACUAAAUGUUGGGAUGCUAAAGCAGAAAAUAGACCAACUGCUAAAGAAUUGUAUCAAAAAUUAAAUAAAUUAUUAAUUAUAGAUAAUGAUACUAAAUCUCAAGUAGAUGAAUAUAAUGAUAAAAUCAAAUUAAACAGAACAAGUGAAAAAAGAUCUAGCAACAUUCAAACACAUCCACAAGCAAUCUAUACUAGUAGACUUUUAAAUUUCAAAAAUCUUCCAGAACCAGUAAAUUCAGGUUCAGAAUGUUUUGAUUGUCAAUUAGACGAAUUAGAUCUUAACGAAAGUGAUCAAGAAGAAGAAAAUAAUAUUUAA
Rhizophagus irregularis DAOM 181602=DAOM 197198 is the source of this 1347-nucleotide messenger RNA. The record is from RefSeq and is a predicted model, not a curated record. NCBI's taxonomy places the organism in Eukaryota, Fungi, Glomeromycota, Glomeromycetes, Glomerales, Glomeraceae.